AUGCGUUUUUAUUAUCGAGUUUAUGCACAUCCAUCAAUAUUACACACAAUAAGGCAAGUCGAUUUAGUCCUGAUUCCAGAAAAUUUGAAAGUCAAAUCAGAUGACUUGCAAGUUGGCCAGAUUGAAUCCAAAAGACAUAAUAUUAUUCUACUUCUACUGCGAAUACUUUCUAAAACAAAUCUUGACAACGAUGGCUUAAUUGGAAUAACCUACUUCCAGUUUUCCAUUUUACGAAUCUAA
Messenger RNA from Adineta ricciae, 240 nucleotides. Lineage: Eukaryota; Metazoa; Rotifera; Eurotatoria; Adinetida; Adinetidae. The record is from the annotation of a GenBank genome assembly.